AUGACGCAGAACGGGCCCUCGCUCUCCGGCGCCACGCAGGCCUCCGAGCCGGCCGUGGUGCCCCGCGACGUGCGGCUCCUCCACUUGAUUUUCGCCACGCAGGGCGUGCAGAACUACCAGGACCACGUGCCCUUGCAGCUCAUGGACUUUGCCCACCGCUACACCUCGGCCGUGUUGAAGGACGCGGUGACGUAUGGCGACCACGCGCGCGGCUCGAACGGCAGCUCGCAGGCGACCGCCGCGGUCAACACCGACGACAUUCGCUUGGCCAUCGCGGCCAAGACCAACUACCAGUUCAAGCCGGCGCCGGCCAAGGAGCUCAUGUUGGAGUUGGCGCACGAGCGCAACGGCAAGAGCCUCCCGCCGGUGAUCCCCAAGUGGGGGCUCAACUUGCCGCCCGAGAAGUACUGUCUCACGGCGAAGGACUGGGACAGCUUGGACGAGGAGAGGGGCGACCUCGACGCGAGCAAGCGGAGGAAGCACUAG
Molecule: messenger RNA, 486 nt
Organism: Metschnikowia bicuspidata var. bicuspidata NRRL YB-4993
Lineage: Eukaryota; Fungi; Ascomycota; Pichiomycetes; Serinales; Metschnikowiaceae
Product: chromatin modification protein
Exons: 1
Coding region: 1-486 (161 amino acids)
Biological process (GO): RNA polymerase II preinitiation complex assembly; DNA-templated transcription initiation
Cellular component (GO): SAGA complex; transcription factor TFIID complex
Molecular function (GO): transcription coactivator activity; RNA polymerase II general transcription initiation factor activity; protein heterodimerization activity
Source: RefSeq, a predicted model, not a curated record